UUAUCUAUCUCAUUAAAUAAUAUAUAACAUUUCUAACUGAAAAGUUUGUGUUUAUCAUAUUAUUACAGGAAAUCAUAAGAUUUUUACACUUGAGUAUCAGAUAAGACUUAUCUCUUAGAUAUGAUUUGCUAAAGAUAAAUCUGCUAGUUGAACUUUGAAACUGAAAUAAAGCAGUAAUGAAUGAAACAGACAUCUUGUUGCUCAAUGAAUUACAACAAAAAUAUAAAGUAGUAAUAAAAAAUGUAAAAUAUUUUAAUUAUUUAUAUAAUGGUCAUAUUAUAAAAUGAGAUGUUUAUACAGUGCAAAUGGAUUUUAAUAUAUGAUAUAGUUAUUGUGUGGCUUUUAUAUUCUAAUACAAUAUGUGCAACAAACGCAAAAAAUGUAGCAAAUUUUGCUGGCGUUGUGGAAAAUAUUACAGUGUACGUUUUAGAAGAUAAAAAUUAUUUCAAAAGCGACAAUGAUCUAAAAUCAUUAAAAUUGAAUAUAUCUUGGAUACCACCAAAUGAAGGAAAACAACCUGAAUCAUACAGCAUUAUGAUUACAAGUAUGUUAAAAGAAACCGAUAUAAAUAAAACAGAAUGUACAGAAGGUUCUGCGCUCUACAGAGCACGAAAUAAAAGUCCUUUUAAUAUGCUAGUGCCACAAAAUAAAUUAUUGAAUGGUAUGCCGGAGAUACAAAUACAUUUAAAUUGUACAUACAAGAUAUUUGUAUAUGCCAAUCCGAGAGCCAAACCCACAGGAAAAUCAUCAGAGGUCAUCUAUAGAGUUCCAGAAUGUAUAGGACAUAAAUGCAGUUGCAAGGAGGCAAAAUCUAUCUUGCCUAUUCCAAAAGUAGAAGUAAUCCGAAUAAAAGAAAGUGUUGUUAUUAAUUGGAAUAUUACGUCAAACAGUUCUCACAUUCAUUCUUAUGUAAUUAGUGUUGGCAUACCAUUAUUAAUAUCAAAAGCGGGACAUUCUGUGUAUAAUAUCACAAAGCUAAAUAACGUGAAUUCUACAACAAAUACUUUUAAUUGGGAUAUGCGAGUCAAUAAUGAGUAUAUAAAAAUAAAGAAUGGAUACAAAAUAUUGGUGGCUGCAAUGGAUUAUCGAGGUUGCUUAGGAACUCAAGGUUUCACUAUUAUCAAUACGAGCAAAACUAAAAUAUUAGAUGGGAGUACCAUGUGGCUAUUACUUGUCAUUGUUGCCAUUUGUGUUAUAUUAGGCUUUAUCAUUGUGUCAAUACAUAAUAAAAAUGGAAAUCAACUUAUAUUGUCAUUUAGACGGUAAAGUAAAAAGUUUAUCAACUGUUUUUAUACAAGAUUGAGCAAUUAAAAUAUUAUAAACUAUUAUCUCUGGGCUGCGUUCCAAAAUUUAUUUGGAUAAUCAAAACUCUAUAGUUAACGUGACGUAAACUAUAGAGUUUUGGUUACUCGAGUAAAUUUUGGAACGCAGCCCUCAAAGUAUACGCCAUAGCAAAAAAUGUUUCAAACAAAAAUUGUAUGAUCUGAAGGGAACAAAUAAUUUUUGAAAAAAAUCAAUCUUGAAGGUCACAUGGAGAUCACUGCUAUUUUUUUAAGUGGAAUUUAUAUGAUUUUUUAAAUAAAUGGUUCCAGGCUCAUCCACUCUUGUUCGCUACUAUUUGUUCACUAUUAUUUAUCCUUCUUCAGAUCAUAUAAUUUUUCUUAAAAUAUUUUUUGCUAUGUAUAUUCCAGGAUAAUAAAUUAUAAUGCUUUGAUUGCUCCUGUAUAUGUACACAGUAAUUAUUGUAUAUAUAUUAUAGCAAAUAUAAAUUUUUUAU
Wasmannia auropunctata (little fire ant) is the source of this 1777-nucleotide messenger RNA. RefSeq lists its product as uncharacterized. The record is from RefSeq and is a predicted model, not a curated record. NCBI's taxonomy places the organism in Eukaryota, Metazoa, Arthropoda, Insecta, Hymenoptera, Formicidae. Bases 289 to 1266 code for a protein of 325 amino acids. The transcript is spliced from 5 exons.